Molecule: messenger RNA, 2945 nt
Organism: Clarias gariepinus (North African catfish)
Lineage: Eukaryota; Metazoa; Chordata; Actinopteri; Siluriformes; Clariidae
Gene: cog3
Product: component of oligomeric golgi complex 3
Exons: 23
Coding region: 4-2478 (824 amino acids)
Biological process (GO): Golgi organization; intra-Golgi vesicle-mediated transport; intracellular protein transport
Cellular component (GO): cis-Golgi network; membrane; COG complex
Source: RefSeq, a predicted model, not a curated record
UUUAUGAUGACGUUGAAUGUUGAUGUGGGCGGUAAGAUGGCGUCCAUGGAGCAGUGUGUCCCGGAACUGGCGGAUAAGGAGAUGCGGGAGAGACUCGCUCUGUGGGACCGGAGCUCCGAGCCCACGGCGCCGCUCACAGACAGACAGACCGACUCCGUGCUGGAGAUCCGCUGCGCCGCCGAGACUCUGCGCGUCCCCGCUGAGCUGCCGAUCGAGGACCUGUGCGUCCUGUCGUCCCGCUCCCUCCUGUCCCCGUUCACGGCCGCCGUUCCCGCCUCCACGGAGGACGUUUUACUGAAGGGCUUCCAGACGCUGCAGCUGGGGAGCGACCGGAUCGAGACGUCUCAGCAGUUCUUCUCCUGGUUCUCCAGUCUGCAGACUCACAUGGACCAGGAAGAGGGAGCCAAAUACAGGACCACGCGGGAGUGCCUGAGCUCUUAUCAGGAGCAGUGUGACGCCAUUUUAACAGACGUUAACGAGGCACUAAACCAUUUGGACUCUCUACAAAAACAAUAUUUAUUUGUCUCUACAAAGACAGGAACGCUGCACGAGGCCUGCGAACAGCUACUGAAGGAGCAGUCAGAACUGGUGGACUUGGCCGAGAGCAUCCAGCAGAAGCUUUCAUACUUCAACGAACUGGAGAACAUCAACACGAAGCUGAACUCGCCCACGUUGUCGGUGAACAGCGAGGGUUUUAUUCCCAUGCUCUCCAAACUGGACGAGUGCAUCGAGUACGUCUCGUCACACCCGAACUUUAAGGACUACCCGGUCUACCUCGCCAAGUUCAGGCAGUGUUUGUCCAAAGCUUUGCAUCUCCUGAAGACUCACAUCAUCAACACCUUACAGAAUCUCACCAACCAGCUCACCAAGAGGGACCCGGCGGCGGCGAACACAGACAACGCCUUCACACUGUACUACGUCAAAUUCAGAGCGGCAGCACCAAAGCUCCGAACGCUGAUCGAGCAGGUUGAACAGCGCUCAGAGAAAAUCCCAGAGUAUCAGCAGCUGCUGGAUGACGUCCAUCAGUGUUAUCUGGAUCAGAGAGAGCUUCUGCUCGCUCCCAGCAUCAGGUCCACCAUCACUGAGCUGACGGGACAGAACAACAAGGACCACUGCGCUCUAGUGCGUAGUGGCUGUGCGUUCAUGGUGCACGUGUGUCAGGACGAGCAUCAGCUUUACAACGAGUUCUUCUCCAAGCCGACAGUCAAGCUGGAUGAGCUGCUGGAGAAGCUGUGCAUGUCUCUGUACGACGUCCUGCGGCCGCUCAUCAUCCACGUGGUCCACCUGGAGACGCUGUCGGAGCUCUGCAGCAUCCUGAAGAACGAGAUGCUGGAGGACCACGUGCACAACAAUGCGGUGCAGUUGUGUGCGUUUGACACCGUGGUGAAACAGAUGUUGGAGGACGUUCAGGAACGACUCGUCUACAGGACACACAUCUACAUUCAGACAGACAUCAGCGGGUACAACCCGGCACUGGGAGACCUGGCCUACCCCGACAAACUGCAGAUGAUGGAGAAAAUCGCCCAGUCUCUGAAGGAGGAGCAGGUGAGACUCGACACCUCCUUCAGCGAUGUCCAUCUAGAGGACUCCGACUCCAGGAAGAUCGGAAAUACAGGAGGAGGCGUUUCUCCUGCUGAUCUACACGGGAUGUGGUACCCGACAGUCAGACGCACGUUACUGUGUUUAUCGAAACUCUACCGCUGCAUUGACCGGGCGGUUUUUCAGGGUCUGUCCCAGGAGGCGCUGUCGGCCUGCAUCGUGUCUCUACUUAAAGCUUCUGAGUUCAUCCAGAAGAACAAGACCCAGAUCGACGCUCAGCUGUUCCUCAUCAAGCACCUCCUGAUUAUGAGAGAGCAGAUCGCACCGUUUCACACCGACUUCGCCAUUAAAGAAAUCUCACUGGACCUGAAGAAAACCAGAGACGCUGCGUUUAAGAUCCUGAACCCCAGAGCCGUGCCGAAAUUCUUCCGUCUCAACAGCCACAACGCCAUCCUGGAGUUCCUGCUCGAGGGAACUCCAGAGAUCAAAGAGCACUACAUUGACUCGAAGAAGGACGUGGACCGACACCUGAAGUCCAGCUGUGAGCAGUUCAUCCAGCAGCAGACCCGCAUGUUCGUGGGAAAUCUGGAGGAGUUUCUCACCAAGGUGACUGCGUUGAAGGCGAUGGCGGUGGGAGGAGGGCCGAACUACCAGCUCUCCCAGCAGCCCUGGGCUCAGCCUGCUAAGAUCAACGACCUGGUGAUGUCCACGUAUCGCGUGAUGAAGACUAAACUGCCUCAGACGUUACAGAGCAUGACGCUGUACCUGGCGAACCGAGACACCGAGUUCAUCCUGUUCAAACCCGUCAGGAAUAACAUCCAGCAGAUGUUCACGAAGCUCCACAAACUGCUGCAGGAGGAGUACAGCGGGGAGGACCUGCAGAUCAUCGCCUGUCCCUCCAUGGAACAGAUCAACCUGUUGCUGUCGGUGAGUAAGUAGAGGAGACGUGCGCGCGCUGGAUGGAGGUGAGGAGGACCGCGAGCUCGUCCCCAGCGCAGGACGGGAGGAUGAACCUGUUACACACCGCGUCUCACUUUUACACUAACACGUUUGUAUAUAAACAGGAACUGGAGCAGUGAGCUGCUGUAACGUCCUACUGUAGACACACACACACACACACACACACACUUUCCGGGGGAACAGGGCGCUUCGUGUACAGGUCCAGAGUCCAGAGCAGCGCCUCGUCCUGUUUCCAUGGAAACGGUGUGUCACCACACUGCCGUCUCUCCUCCUGGCGCCUGAGCGUGUGUCGUGAGGAGUGCAGGAGCAGAGUGCAUUGUGGGAGGUCAGAUUUUUAUUAGUGUGUUAAGUUUUUAUAAUAUAUUGUGAUGAAUGUAAAUGUACAGAUCGAAGCUCACACUGAUGUUUAUUCUCCACACAAAGUUAAUAAACCGACAAGACGACAA